Manis javanica (Malayan pangolin) is the source of this 4683-nucleotide messenger RNA. The record is from RefSeq and is a predicted model, not a curated record. Lineage: Eukaryota; Metazoa; Chordata; Mammalia; Pholidota; Manidae.
GGCGCAAACCUGCGCGCGGGGCGCGGUCCUGUCGUUCCCCGCGGCCUCAGGGGCCGGACAGCCUACAGUGAGGCACCUGGGCUCAGGCAGCACCUCCCGCCUCGGGCCGGGACCUAAGGGAAGCCGCGCGCCUCCGACGUCAUCACCGGGCGCCGCUGCCUCCACCUUCUUCCACUUCGCGGGAGAAGUUGUUGGCGCGAAUGGGUCCCGAGCUCCGGUAACGGAUCCUGCAGCCGGCUGGCCUGCCCGCCCGCCCCUUACUCAGCGGGCUGCGAUGGAUAUUCGGAAAUUCUUUGGGGCUAUACCUAGUGGAAAGAACCUUGUAAGUGACUCAGUAAAGAAGAAUGAGAAAACAAAGUCUGCUGAAGAAACUUUAAAAACAAAGAAAGGAAUAAAGGAAAUCAAGGUAAAUAGUUCUUGUAAAGAUGACUCCAAACAGAAGCAACCAAAUAAGAAAAAGAGGAUCAUCUAUGAUUCAGAUUCAGAAUCUGAGGAGACAGUGCAGGUGAAAAAUGCCAAAAAGCAAGCAGAAAAAUUGCCAUUGUCUUCUAAACCUGGUAAAAUUCUACGCCAGGAUCCUGUUACAUACAUUUCAGAAACAGAUGAAGAUGACGACUUUGUGUGUAAGAAGGCAGUCUCUAAAUCAAAAGAGAAUGGAGUUUCUACAAAUAGUUAUCUUGGAGCAUCAAACAUGAAAAAGAAUGAAGAAAACACUAAGACCAAAAAUAAGCCUUUAUCACCAAUCAAACUUACCCCCACAUCAGUCCUUGAUUAUUUUGGAACAGGAAGUGUCCAAAGAUCAGAUAAGAAGAUGGUGGCAAGCAAAAGAAGAGAGCCUUCACAAAAUGAAGCCAUCACAGAUGAUUCCAGAUUAAAUGAUGCAGCCAUCGCCAAGCAAUUGCAACUUGAUGAAGAUGCAGAGUUGGAGAGACAACUGCACGAAGAUGAAGAGUUUGCCAGAACAUUAGCCAUGUUGGAUGAAGAACCCAAGACCAAAAAGGUUCGAAAGGACCCAGAAGAAAGAGAAACAUUUUCAUUGGUUCAAGCCAAUUUAAGUAAAGCAGAAAAGCAUAAAUAUCCAUAUAAAGUAAAAACAGAAUUUUCAGAUGAAAGAAAGAACUGUAGUCCUAAGAAGCAAACUAAAUGUGAAAGUUCAAAAGAAUCUCAGCAACAUUCCAAGUCAUUAGCUCACAAAAUGGAAGAAACUUCUUCUCCAAAAGCCAGUUCCAAGCUAGCACUUAUGAAAAAAAAAGAAUCAAGUUCUUCUAAAGAAGCAGGGCCUAUGGCUUCAAAAAGAAAAGAAAAUGUCAUUGAAUCGAAAGGACAGACAAAAACACCUAAGAAAACCAAAAGUUCUCCAACUAAAAAAGAGUCUAUAAGUCCUGAAGAUUCUGAAAAGAGGCGCACUAAUUAUCAAGCUUAUCGAAGCUACUUAAAUCGAGAAGGUCCCAAAGCACUGGGCUCCAAAGAAAUACCAAAGGUAAGGAGUAUUGAGAGGGCAGCAGCCUUGGGGACAAAAAUUACUGAUGAAGAUGGCUUGUUGAAUCUGAUUCGAACUAUGCCAGGCAAGAAGUCCAAGUAUGAAAUAGCAGUUGAAGCUGAGAUGAAGAAAGAAAAGUCCAAAUUGGAAAGAACACCCCAAAAAAAUGACCAAGGAAAAAGAAAAAUUAGUCCUACUAAGAAGGAAUCAGAAUCUAAAAAGAGCAGAUUGACUCCCAAAAGGAACAGCUCUACAAAGUCCAUAAAAAAGGACACAAAUGUGAUUUGGAGAGGCCUGGACUUCAAGGAGCAGGAGGCUGAGGAGACAAAUGGUGACAGCUGGGCUAGGAAUUUCACUGAUGAUGGCAGUGAAAACAAAGUGGAAAAUUUGCUCUGGGUGGAUAAAUAUAAGCCAACCUCGCUCAAGACCAUAAUUGGACAGCAAGGUGACCAGAGCUGUGCCAACAAACUCUUUCGCUGGCUCCAACACUGGCACAGGAGCCCAUCUGAAGAUAAGAAAUGUGGAGCAAAGUUUGGUAAAUUUGCUGGCAAAGACGAUGGCUCUAGUUUUAAGGCAGCGUUGCUCUCAGGCCCUCCAGGUGUUGGCAAAACCACCACAGCUUCUCUGGUUUGUCAGGAAUUGGGAUAUAGCUUCGUGGAACUGAAUGCAAGUGAUACUCGGAGUAAAAACAGCUUAAAGGAGAUUGUUGCUGAAUCACUAAAUAAUACCAGCAUCAAGGGCUUUUAUUCAGGUGGAGCAGUCCAUUCAGUAAGCAUGAGACAUGCUCUCAUCAUGGAUGAAGUAGAUGGCAUGGCAGGCAAUGAAGACAGGGGAGGAAUUCAGGAAUUAAUUGGCCUGAUAAAAAACACAAAAAUCCCCAUUAUCUGUAUGUGUAAUGAUAGAAAUCAUCCUAAGAUUCGUUCUUUGGUUCAUUAUUGUUUUGAUCUUCGUUUUCAAAGGCCUCGAGUUGAACAGAUUAAGGGUGCUAUGAUGUCUAUUGCAUUUAAAGAGGGUUUAAAGAUCCCACCUCCAGCUUUGAAUGAAAUAAUCUUGGGAGCCAAUCAAGAUAUCAGACAGGUAUUACACAAUCUGAGUAUGUGGUGUGUACGCAGUAAGGCACUAACCUAUGAUCAGGCCAAGGCUGAUUCUCAUAGAGCCAGAAAGGAUAUCAAACUGGGCCCAUUUGAUGUUGCCCGGAAAGUGUUUGCAAUUGGAGAGGAGACUGCUCAUAUGUCACUUGUGGACAAAUUAGAUCUCUUUUUUCAUGAUUAUUCAAUAGCACCCCUCUUUGUCCAAGAGAACUACAUACAUGUGAAGCCUGUAGCUGCAGGGGGUGAUGUAAAAAAGCACUUGAUGCUUUUAAGCAGAGCAGCAGAUAGCAUAUGUGAUGGCGACCUAGUGGACCGUCAGAUCAGAAGUAAGCAAAACUGGGGUCUUCUGCCCACACAGGCUGUUUAUGCCAGUGUUCUUCCUGGAGAGUUAAUGAGAGGGUACAUGACCCAGUUUCCCAGCUUCCCAAGCUGGUUGGGGAAGCACUCAUCUUCUGGCAAGCACAAUCGUAUUGUUCAGGACCUAGCACUACAUAUGAGUCUCAGAACUUACUCCAGCAAAAGGACUGUAAACAUGGAUUAUCUGUCACAUAUAAGGGAUGCACUUGUACAGCCCUUGACCUCACAGGGAGUUGAAGGAGUACAAGAUGUUGUUACUUGUAUGGACACAUAUUAUUUGAUGAAAGAAGACUUUGAGAAUAUCAUGGAAAUCAGCAGCUGGGGAGGCACACCUAGUCCCUUCUCCAGGCUGGAGCCCAAGGUGAAAGCAGCCUUUACAAGAGCGUACAAUAAGGAAGUGCACCUUACUCCGUAUGCACUGCAGGCGGUAAAGACAUCCAGACCCAGCACAGGCCCAGCCCUGGAUUCUGAAUACAAUGAUGAGUUACAUGAAGAUGAGUCUCAGUCCGAUGAGAAAGACCAGGAUGCUAUAGAGACUGAUGCUAUGAUCAAGAAAAAGACAAAAUCUUCAAAGCCUUCAAGAUCAGAAAAAGAUAAGGCGUCCAGAAAAGGAAAAGGAAAAAGUCCAAAGAAAUGAAACCAUUUCUCACUACUGACAGCCAUUUUUUACCCACCCUGCCAACCAGUCUGGCUGGUCUAGAGAAUGCCUCAUUUUUUUCCCAGCGGAACCAUGUUUUGGCAUAAUGGGGCGACCUAGUGGUCCCAUUAUAAAUAAAUGGUGGUAUGGCGAGAGGAUAUAACCAGUGGGCCGAUGCACACCUCUUAUAGAGGUUGGUAGGCCUGCUCGGGUCUUCCACUGUCCUCUUUCAAUCUGAUUAGAUUGUGCUUCCAAAUGUGUGUGAUCAGAAUCAGAAACUACAUGUGGGCUUUGAAGUCAGAUUUUAGUUAACAAUGGUAUGCCUGGGAACAGGGGUACUGAGGUGACUGGUAGGCUUAAGAAUUUAUCCUUAUGGCCUUUAUAGGACCAAUGCUGGUAUUUUUUUUUAAAAAGUAGUUACUAUUAUGUGGUGAAAUUUUGUAAAUCAUAAUACAGAACAAUCACCACCUAGAACUGGGUAUUUUUUGUACAUUGUCAAAUAUCUUACAAAAUAUAAAUUAGAAAUAAAAAUGUUCCACAUAUAUGUACAAAUUCUUAAGAUUAUCAUCUUGUACAGUAAAAUAUGUUGGUAUAUCACUUUCCUUAUUAAUUUGCAAAUGAUUAGAUAAAAAGCUAACUAUAUUUCUUAUUAACCCAUUGUGUGAAGCAUAACUUUGAUAGUUGAAGGGUCAGAACUUUUAAUUUCCAACUUUGUUACCUCUAUGAAUGCCACCAUAUCUCUGCUAUGAAGAGAAUCUCAUGGAGAGGCUGCCUUGUUAUUAUUAUUAGAGGGUAUGGGUGGUGGUAAGAAGAUUCUCAGACAUCGUUAUACUUCCAGACUCUCCACUCAUCAGGUCCAAACCAGUAGGGGUUAGGCUGGGGCAGACUCUUGAAUGUCACUCUUGGUUGGGACAAAGUGAACAGUGGCCUUUGUUUAGUUUGUCCCUGGGAGAUCUGGUUCUGCCUUGUGAUGGCUCCCACAGAGCCUGCUGGAACUUUAUAAUAUUGUACAAUAGGCCCUGAGGCUAUGAGACUAGCCUGGAAUUUAAGUGUCUAGCUAAUUUUUAGUCUUAGUAAAUGCUCAGAGGCAUGUGCUACUUCUGUGAGGUAUGUACUAA